GAAGGAGAGGGAAAAGUACAAAAAAUAAACAUGCUACAACACAUGUGCAUGCUAAACGAGUCCGGACUGAUACCAAUAUUUGUCUACAACAACCUGUUGAAAAAGCUCCACUGUGGAGAGAAAAACAUCUCCCUGUUUUUUAAUUAUUAUGUGCUAAUUAGCGGAAUUCUAACAAAAAUUUAUGUAAAAUUUUUUGUAAAGAGAAAAAAAAAAGAAGAAAUAUCAAGUGAUGAGAUGAAGGGCAUGUGUCUAUCAUCCACGUUCAGUUCCAUUUUCAGGAAUUCCUAUUUUUACUUCCUUUGCAUAUCGAUUUUUUUCAAAUUUUUUAACAGCGCUAAUGCAUUUUAUGAGCAGUCCAUCAAGCAGGCAACGACUAUGUUCAACACCAUGUUGACUCCAUCUGUGUAUGUGAUCCUGUCGAAUAUUUUGUAUGAAGGAAUUAAAUUGCCUUCUCCUGUAUCUUUUAAGGAUCUUCUAUUUGUGUUGCAAAAUAAAUACCUUUUGUUUCCUUCGCUCAUUUGGGCCAUGCUGCACAUGAGCAAUCGCUACGGAGUUUUUAAGCUCUAUUUCCUAAUCCAAGCCAUGACCCCCCCAAACUACAACCUCUUCUUUUUGGCGAAGAAUUAUGGAGAACCAAAUAGCAUUAGGAAGAUCCUCAGUGUGUCUUACCCCCUGUAUCUCGUAGCCCUAUACUUUUAUGCCUUAGCCCUGUUUAGUUAUUUUAGGAAUUGA
This is a messenger RNA of Plasmodium coatneyi, 732 nucleotides long. RefSeq lists its product as uncharacterized. The record is from RefSeq and is a predicted model, not a curated record. NCBI's taxonomy places the organism in Eukaryota, Apicomplexa, Aconoidasida, Haemosporida, Plasmodiidae. The annotation marks the transcript as partial. The transcript has 3 exons.